AUGCUAAAGACUCUUGAUUUCAGACACUUCAAUCGGGUAUCUCCAGAAAAAGUUGAGACUAAAACACCUAAGGACUUAGGGACAAAUGACGAAAACAUACAGCGAGGUAACUGGGCCUUGAAAACUGACUACUUGUUCUCAGUGAUUGGCUACACUGUGGGACUGGGUAAUGUCUGGCGAUUCCCUUACCUGGUUUACAAAAAUGGAGGAGGUGCUUUUCUAAUUCCCUACAUACUCAUGAUGGCACUUGCUGGGUUGCCAGUAUUUUUCAUGGAAUCGGCCUUAGGGCAGUUUGCCAGCCUCGGACCUGUUCAAGUGUGGAAGGCUGUUCCCAUCUUACAAGGUAUGGGUCUCCUAACCUUUUCUGUGUCAGCAUUUCAAGGCCUUUACUACAACUGCAUCAUCACCUACUGCCUGUUCUACUUCAUUAUUUCCUUCCAAUCGCCUCUGCCAUGGAAAGACUGCUACAGUUGGUGUGAAAACGAUAAAAUCUGCCACAAGACUCCCGCAGAUCCCAUGUACAAUGUGACAUCGUCUUCAGAAAGUAACGGAAACAAAAACUGCCAGAAUUCGUCUUACCAGAAGAGCCGAAGCGAGCAUUUCUGGGAUGUUGUGGUUUUACAUCGUUCAAGUUCAAUUAAUGAGACUGGGAAUGUCGUCUGGCAUCUAGCUGUCUGUCUACUCGUGACCUGGCUGAUUAUUCUGCUGGUGCUGUGCAAAGGAAUCAAAAUUUCUGGAAAGGUGUCGUAUUUUACUGUGGCAAUCCCAUACAUUGGUUUGAUCUUACUACUGAUCCGAGGUGUUACUCUGGAGGGAGCCUAUCACGGGAUCAAAUACUACUUUGGAGGGCAUUCAGAUUUCUCCAAACUGGCUGAUAUUCAGGUUUGGAAAGAUGCAGCAACACAAAUUUUCUUUUCCCUGUCAGUGUCACUGGGUGGUAUAACAGCUCUGUCUUCCUACAACAAGUUCCAGAAUGACUGUUUCACAGAUACCAUCAUUGUCGGUGUUAUUAAUUGUCUGACGAGUUGGCUAGCUGGAUUUGCCAUCUUCUCCACCCUCGGGCACGUGGCUAAUGAAAUUAAUUUACCAGUUUCAGAGGUUUCACAUUCAGGUUUGGGAUUGGUCUUUCUAGCAUAUCCAGAAGCCCUUCUCCACCUUCCAAUUGCCCCUCUUUGGUCUGCUAUAUUUUUCAGUAUGAUUGUCACAAUAGGAUUAACCAGUCAGUUUGCAGUUGUAGAGACAAUUAUAACAAGCCUUCUUGAUGAGUUUCCCAACUUUCUGCGAGACAAACGGUUAUAUGUGACGGUUAUUGUUUGUUUGAUCUUAUAUUUACUUGGAAUGUUGCUCGUAACGCAGGAUUUUAUCAGCACUGAUGUUAAGUAG
This is a messenger RNA of Chiloscyllium plagiosum (whitespotted bambooshark), 1383 nucleotides long. NCBI's taxonomy places the organism in Eukaryota, Metazoa, Chordata, Chondrichthyes, Orectolobiformes, Hemiscylliidae. The record is from RefSeq and is a predicted model, not a curated record.